ACUGUGUGUUGUAGUCCUGAAAGCUCAGAACUACAGGCUCAGAGGAGGGAUUGGUCUAUUUCCUUUUGACCUCGCAGUGACCUCAAUCUCUUCACUCGGAGCCAGUGAAGCAACAAGCUGGGAUCGAAUGGAGCAGACAUAACGGGAUAAACCAAGUGCACAGCCAUCAUCAUUCACAAACUAUUUCAAAUAAACACACGCUGUAUUCUGGAGAAAACAUGUCACAAUUGUAUAGAGGUGACCAAUAUGACUGGGUGGUGGUCUGCUUGAAGUAUCUUCUCUUUAUAUUCAACUUCCUCUUCUGGGUCGGCGGCGCUGCAGUCAUGGCUGUAGGGAUAUGGACACUGAUUGACAAAAGUGACUAUCUGAGUCUGUUGGCAUCCAGCACAUUCGCUGUUUCAGCCUACAUUCUCAUCUUUGCUGGAGGUCUGGUAAUGAUAACAGGCUUCCUGGGCUGCUGUGCUGUCAUCAGAGAACAGAGAAGCUGUCUCUCAGCAUAUUUUUCCUGUCUGCUGCUGAUCUUCUUGAUUGAGCUGGUGGCUGGCAUUCUCGCUUAUGUCUAUUACCAAAAACUGAGUGAGGAACUGAAGCAGCAUCUCAACCACACCAUGACUGAAAACUACGCACAGCCAGGAAAGAAUCACAUCACACAUGCCGUUGACAGACUUCAGCAGGACUUCAAAUGCUGUGGCAGCAACCACUCGUCUGACUGGCAGUACAGCGUUUACAUCCGCUCACAGGAGGCUGGUGAUCGAGUGGUGCCUGACAGCUGCUGCAAAACAAUAACACUUCAGUGUGGACAGAGAGACCAUCCGUCCAACAUCUACAAGGUGGAGGGGGGCUGUAUAACCAAACUGGAACAAUUUCUAGCCAAUCACCUUCUGAUUAUUGGGGCUGUGGGAAUCGGAGUAGCUUGUCUCCAGCUGGCGGGAGCAGCCCUGACUGCCUGUUUUAUCUAUCUGCUCUAUAAAGAAGAGGAAGAAGAUUUCUCUGACAUGUGAUUGAUCUGUGGAAUGAUCUUUACUUUUUGCCUGUAUAGAAGAAUUAAAAUGGACCCGUACUGAAGACUCUCCUGUACAACCACAAGCCGGGGAUAAACUGAUGCCUGCUUUUAAUCUCAACAACACUCUUUACUCUUUGUGUUUUAGGACGUGCCUGCAUGGCUGAUCAUGUUGAAACAUUCUGCUCUAGAGCAGUUGCUUCUAAACAGUUUUUUUUUUUUUUUUAAAGCUUGGGUUUCAAAGCAUCCUCCCAAGAACAAAAACAAGUAUUUUUAUUAAAGUGUCAAGACAUCUGGAAAUGUUACAGGCAGUAAGAUGUCAUUGAAUUGAAAAUAUCAUUGUGUAGUUUUGAAAGAAACACAUGUUAAAGCGAAUGUGUAUUUUCAUUUUAAAAAUAUAUCUAAAAAAAGUU
Acipenser ruthenus (sterlet) is the source of this 1413-nucleotide messenger RNA. RefSeq names its product tetraspanin-11-like. Lineage: Eukaryota; Metazoa; Chordata; Actinopteri; Acipenseriformes; Acipenseridae. The record is from RefSeq and is a predicted model, not a curated record. Gene Ontology annotation, cellular component: membrane. The coding region runs from base 219 to 1001 and encodes 260 amino acids. The transcript is spliced from 10 exons.